AUGAGUGAAAGCGACCUAACGGAGUUUGAGAUGUCCGAACAUGAUCAUGCGCCCGACCAGAUGCUUUAUCUUGGGGAAGACGUUCUCAAAUCCGAUCUCCAGCUUCUAGCCAUGACAACCAAGGAGCAGCUUGAAAAGAGCAAGUUGGAAGCGGACGAGCCCAACGGGAAGAGGCUUGUAUUCUACAAUGCAUCGAUGUCGUCGUCGGACGAUGAAAGAGACGGCGUCUCGCAACUGCACCAGAAUCUGAGCCGGGUGAUGCCCGUGAUCGAGUCUGCGCAUCUUGAAGAAAAUAUCGCAACUCCUCCCGAGGAACCAAUGGAGAUAGAGAAGGAUCAUCCGGAAGACUCACCUGACCAUUUGGAGCAAGGACAAAAAGCAAAAGAAGAGGACCAAAAAGAAGAAGAAGAACAAGAAGAAGAAAAGGGAGCAGUAAUAGCCCCAGAAGAAGAAGAAGAUCUAAGUAAAACUUCGGUGUCUCCACAUCAAGACAUUGACCAGGACGUGAACCUGUCUUUGCCAACGGAGCAGCAAGAGGAAGACCUACUCGAGAAAGAGCAUCCGCUCACGGAGCCAGAGCAGGACCAGGACCAUGACAUGGAAAAACCCCGGACAAUUUCAUACGCAGAAGCAGAAGCGGAAGCAGAGGCGGAGGCAGAGGCAGAGGCAGAGGCAGAGCUGGAUGAUGCAGAUGCAUCUGGCAAGUCGUUAUCUGUUUCAGAACACGAGGAGGACGAACGAGGGAACCACACCGCGAAAGACGCGCAAGAGGAGGACGGGGACGAGGAGGAGGAAGAGGACGAGGAAAAAGACCAUGUAGGAGAAGAAAAAGAAAAAGCAAAAGUACAAGAUUUCGCCGAUAUGGAGUUGCAAAAAAGCAUGGCAGUGGAGGCUCUAACUGAAAUUGAACGAAAAUUCGCCGAGGUUCGAGAUCGACUCUACCAGGACAAGCUCGCGCUUUUGGAGAGGGAACUAGAGCUCUGCCUCGAAGGCUCGCAUCCGGAACUAUCCAAGAUCUACUCCAAAGUCAACGAGAUAUACGAAGAGAGUGUCCGAAUGGCAAACUGCCACUUGAGCCUCACGCUACAAAACAUCAACCGCGAAACAUUGGCCACGCGAACGCAAAUACACCAGGACUUUCUCAAAAACAUCAUGGACUACAAGACCGAUUUGAUCAACUCCACCACGAGCCGAUGGUACAAGAUCAACAAGGAACGCAACCUCAUAGACCAACUCGUGGCCGACUACAACUUUGCCGCCAUCCCAUCGCACGUGCUUUCUGCCGACAAUAGCGCGAUGGGCUUUGCCGAAACAAUGGAGCAUGCUGCCCCGAAAGCAAAGAAGGCCAUAAAGCAGAACGCGAUAGUGGAGUUGGUUCAGCAGCGGAACAAUUUGAACGAGCAAUUGGGGAUAUUGAAUGGAUUGGUUGAGUUCCACGGUUUCCCCUCGGCCAUCAACAGCUCCAACAACCCCGCGGCAAUUGACAUUGACGACCCCGUACCGAAGGAAUUGCUCCUAAGAAAAGCCACCGAUGAUGAGAUCAAAGAGGAUUUGAAGGCAAUGGGCAUACCCGUAUAA
This is a messenger RNA of Lodderomyces beijingensis, 1578 nucleotides long. The record is from the annotation of a GenBank genome assembly. NCBI's taxonomy places the organism in Eukaryota, Fungi, Ascomycota, Pichiomycetes, Serinales, Debaryomycetaceae.